This is a messenger RNA of Chiloscyllium plagiosum (whitespotted bambooshark), 7111 nucleotides long. Lineage: Eukaryota; Metazoa; Chordata; Chondrichthyes; Orectolobiformes; Hemiscylliidae. The record is from RefSeq and is a predicted model, not a curated record.
CGCAGGCGCACGGGUGGGCGGCUGCAGUGUUACUUUGUGUGGUGGAGUGUCGGAGUUCGAUCGAGAGCGGGAUCGUUGUCUGGGCUACGUAACAUGUCCUUGCACCGCUAAACGAGUCCAUAAGACCGAAGCUGGAGAACUCUAUAUAUUUUAAAAUCUUCAACUUUUGUGAUGACUUCAGAGGUGUCACACCUCAAUGUGCUAACACAUUAUCUGUUCAGAGAAGGCAUGGCAUAUUCAUAACUUUGAACAUGGAGUGUGUUCCCAUAAGUCUUUUCAUUUAAAGUAGACACUGAGCUGUUGAGAUGGCUGCCACAUGGUCAGAUGACCUUUGCAACUUCAACGCAGUUAAAGUUUCCAGAAAAUUUUGAAUUGAAUUACACUGGGUGGCCUUCACCUUGAAUGGAUAUACCCAGCAACGUGCCCCCCCCCCCAACCCCCACCUUGUGGGUGAUUAGUUUGAAGUCCAGAUCAUUCUGCUUAUGUAGUCCCCAUUUCUGUCAUGAGACCAAAGCUGGCUGAAGAUGAUGGCUUUUGAUCUGAACACUUCAAGACACUGCUGAAGGUUGCAGUACAAGAGCAACAAGCGUCAGACAUGUCAUUUGCUGAGAAACAGUUGGAAUAACUUGAGGAAUUAUCGCGUUACAUCGUAAUUCCUAUGUUGUUGUGGCACAGGAUCUACAAGUGUUAUAAGCUUUGUGCCCCUGACCUUCGAUAGCUGCUGACUGGUUAUGAUUCACCUUUGAGAAGUGAUGAAAUUUCUUGCCUGGAACUGCAACAAUGAAAAUGUACGAUUGCAAGAGGGGAUUCUUGCCACCGUAUCCAAUAUCGAAGCCAAUUCGCAAUGAUGUCACCUAUGCUGCAAACAGGACAUGUGCGCAUCCAGCAUCCACACCCCCUCAGCCAAAUAGCCACACUAAACCUGUUGAGAAGACCCUCGAAACACUCAACCAGAUGAUUGGGACAGUUCAACCGAUGGCGCAGACCCAGGAGUAUAAAUCUCAACAGAUGCUUUCGGUUGUUAAAGCUAACUCGCAAGCACAAAACACUUCAGUCCACCAAGUUGUUUCACAGGCAGCAUCUCAACCUCUUCCAAGGAAAUGGCCGAUCCCAGUCCUACCCAAAGGCAGUACAGUAACCAGCACAAGAGUACAGCAGCUUGCUGUCAACGGACUUGUAUGGGUGACUACCACAAGCGCUGGCCAAACUGUUCAGACUCCGAAUGCCCACAAAAUCUAUUCAGCGAGGGUAUUACCAGCCUUCAAUCCAGUUUCAGCUAAUCAGAAUCUAGCCCACUCUUCGAAUUUGCUAAUUUCGUUAUCAUCUGCAAAUGGGAGUGUACCUCAAAUUUCAAUGGACCAAACACAAGUCAAUGUUUCUGAACCUCAAGGCAAUGGUAGCUUAAUUUUUGGUUUAAUGGCAAAUAAUGUAGUGAAGUGUGACGGGCAGAUACAAGGUAAGGUGACUUGUGGCAAGGUAGGUACAGAUAUGAACAAAGGUCCUGAAGGAAUUAUAACCCAGAAUGUCCCCCCUCAACUUGGCCAGAGAAGCUGGCCAGCUCUUACAAAUGGAGCACAAGAAAGAGCUGGCUCUUCCAAUAAUACUCUGCCAGUUUCUGAACAGACAGGGCAAUCCGCUUGUUUGAGUUCACAGCCAACUACGCAGCACACUACUAGUAAUUCUUGGUUUGCAUCAGCAAAUUCAAAUGGCCAAAAACGAAUGGUGCUUGCCCGGGUUACCCCAAUGUCUCACGACUGGAAGGAUUUGCAACAAAAUCCACAUUCUCUUCAGUCUGCUGAUAACUCCAACAUCAAGGACGUGCCUGUGGAAGGCACUCAGUUGCAUGAUAAAUUAAGUGAUCAGAAUGGAGAAUUGGAAGAUGCCUGUUCAACUUUGGCAAAAUCUAUUGAAAUGCAAAACCAAUCAUCCCUGACAGAAAUGACUGAACAGAAGAGAGUUCCUCCUGCACCAGCUGUUCCUCCCCUCUCUCUCAAACCAGAUGUAUGCAGUCAAGAAGAUGUACAUAAUAUUCACUUUUACUUUACACCUUCAACUAUGAAUGAAGUCAGUAUUAUAACUUCUCAGGUGUCUUCCAGUUUCAGUACCCAGCAGAAUUUAAUGUCUUCAGGAAAUCUCAUUUCAGCUGCUAAUGUAAGCUCACACAACAGCGUCCCUGUGACCUCCCAGUUGACUGCAUUGUCUGGGCAUUGUAACUUUGGAGUAUCAUCGGUGGGCAGUUCAAAUUCAACCUUGCAGCAGACAGUGACUGCAUCUCCAGUUGAAAUGGGGGCUUUGUGUAAUAGUGAACAGCAGAGUACUCUUCCUUUUCCUGGUUCUCCACAUUCUGUAAAUGUGCUGUGCUCGGCAGUCAAUAUAGCAUCCACAAGUGAAGGCAAACAAACAAUUCAGCUUGUUUCUUCAGGUUCUACUCCUUCAUCUGAAGCAUUUCACGCUAGCAACUCGUUGCACUCUGUUUGCCUCGUACCCAGUGAAAGCUCUGGGAAGCAGGCAACUCCAGGCCUUGUACUUGUAGUCCCACCGUCUGUGCUUGUACAGAAUUGCCAGAAUGUGGAGGCUGCUUCUAUCUGUCAGCCCUCCACAGUAUUAACUGGAGAAGAACACUUGCCAGCGAGACUUACUGAAUGCAAAGGUGAAGCAUCCAGUUUAGUUGCGGGUGCACCUACUCCAGAGUCUGAGAAAUCUAACACUGCUCAGCCAGCAGCUGCCAGUCCAUUAAACCUGACUGGACAACAACAUGAAGAAAUUAUCAGCUCGCUGACAGCCGGCGGAAUUGGGGAACCGGCAAAUGGCGUGAAUACGUCAGUGGACCCCAGUCAGAAGACUCCGUCUGAAGUAUUGCCGUCUUCCACUGAGGUCAGUGGGAAGAAGAGGAACCUAACUUUGGAUGCAGGGGUCUUGUCGAAAGACUGUGGUUUCCAACACUGCCUGAUGCUGUGUGAUGGUCAGGAAAAUGUAACUGAUAGUCCGCCUCACAAAAGGUUCAUGGCUUCUGCUCUGGAGGGUUUGUCAAAGGGUGAAAACGUAUGUAAAGAUGUGCCUCUACCUGAUGAAAAGGAAACAACAAACUCUUCAGAGUUGAUGAAGUGCAGUGACAGCUCAGAGAGACCUGAGCUUAUAGUUGAUGAUCAGACUGUUGCCAAAUGUAAUAUACUUCAGUCUGAGAUCUGUAUCACUGGGGUGUUCUCAUUGGGAGACAAUACUGGGAUGUGGAAGACCGUUGAGCAGAGCUCCCCCUCCCCUGUGGUUGAUCUAACUGGCUCUUCACAAGAGGAAUUGAAUGACGAGUCUACAAUAAAAGAAACUGGAGAAUCCAGUUUGAAAGACCAAGAAGCACAUGAAGAUUGUGAUACUGUGAGGGAAAAUCCACAAGUGCCGAGUUCUCCCUUCUCUAAUUUAGAGUGUGAGCGAUGCCCGUCAGUAAAAGAAUCUUCUCAAAGGGGGCAAGCACAAUCGGCAUUGGAAGUCUUGCAGGAAAAACUCCCCAGUCAGCAGACCCUUCAAACUCAUACUAGCCAGGUGAACAUUUUAAUAGAUCUAACUGCAGACAAAGAUGAUUUUACUGAGCCUCAACAGAGUCAUUCAGUAUUACCAUCUGAUUACAAAGAGCAGGAUGAGAAAGUGGUUUCUGACCAGAAUGUCACGUCUGUUGAGAUUAAUAAUUCACCUCCUUUAAAAUUUUCAGAUCGUGAGCCUCAGGGUCUUGAUGAUCUAUUGCAUUCAAUUGACACAGAAAUUGAAACUUUAAUGAACUUCUGGAAUCCUUAUCCUUUCAAAUUUGCACAUGCCAACACUGCAAAGUCAGCCAGCAAACACUACGAUCAACAAAAAAGUGAAAAUUGUGAGCAUAAACAGCCAAGUGUCGCUAUAGAAACUGCGAGUGUUUCCGAAGAAGUGCAAAUGCCAGAUGAGCCUGUGAAAGCUAGCCUGGUUGACGAUUUGGACUGCAACUCGUCUUAUAAUAUCAAGGUACUUGGACACACUGAGAUCCUGAACCUGCUUGCUGAAAUAGCAAAACCAAAACUAAAUGAGAAGCUGCCUCCAGGAGGUGUAUGGUCUGAAACGUUCGAUCGCUCAGAUGUGAGGCUGAAAGAGGAAAUGCCAGGUAAACCUUCCCAGAAUGCCAGCAGUGACGUGUGGAAGGCUGGCAGUUCCAAGGCAGGGGCGAUGAAGCUUCCAGGUAGACCGUGGGGAGACCAAAGUCCUACAUUGCAGCCUGUCACCAAUAAGAACAGCUGUGCAAAGAAGACGAAACGGGAAAGGAAGGAAUAUUGUUGUAUUAAUGCCUGGCUAGCUGCAUCAGGUGUGCUUGGCAUAUACUGCAAUUGUAAAUUAUCGCAAGGCAAUAAAACUGAAAACCAGUUAGAUUUGCGACAUGCAAUGCAUGAGAACCAAAAUAGCAAUGAGCCUAGUGAUCCAAAUUGUAUUGGAAAACACAUGGAUGUAGAGGCCACUUUACACAGUGUGCCUGUUGCCACCCAUAGAGGACAUGCUUUAGAAGUAUCUGAGAGCUGGAAUACUGGGCCCAGAAGCUGCUCCAAUGCUGCUCCUGACUCUAAUCGGGAUGAAGUUUUGAGAGACGUUCAACAAGAAGUGUGUGUUGUUCAAGCUAUGCAGCAACAGGCUGGUGCAAACAAUACUCGAAUAGAAAACAAUGAAGUGGAAGGUUUCUGUAAGCCAGGCAUUGCACACUUAAGUUCUCUUAGAAUGUCUGAAGAACCGGUUGGAUUACCCUGCAAAGCUUCUUCUCACGAGAAACCCGAUCGAAAGGAAAGCAAAGACAUUUCCCGAGAUCUGGUUGAAGUUCAACCAGACAAAGACACGUGGACUGCUCUGGAACUUGAUGAUCAAACGACAAAUGGGAACAGAGAUCCUCCUUCAGACAUAUUGAGAAAGAAAAUUGGUGACCAAACUGACAAGUGUAACACUAACCGCCACCUUGGGGUCAAGCUAGGAUUCAAGGUCAUGAAAAGGAAACCUGAUGCUUCUAAUUGCCGGAGUCCACAGAAACAAAGGAAAAGUGAAACUCGGGGAAAGGAAGGAAAAUCUGCCAAGUGCCCUAGUCUGGAGAAGAACUGUACUCCGCAGAAGAAAACAAGAUAUGAUGCUGAUGCCAAACAUCUACCCAACUACAAUUGUCAUGUUAUGGUCAGGGAUAAAACCUACUCUUCAUCGGGAGAACGUGCUGUACUUGUUAAUCUAGUACCUGUUUCUGGAAAGUUCUGCAAAACUAAGGCGAAAAGAAGAGCCAAAUCUCAAUAAUUGCCUAAUGAAGAUUUUGUCCUUUACUGGCAUCCUUUUUAAUAUUGACCCUUUUAUUUUUUUUAAAAGAAAUAUGUACCAUUUAUUUGUAUGAAUUACACUGGUGCUUUUUUUUGGUCUUUUGUAACAAUUCCCUCCAAUCUUACUAAUGGCACGGAAAUUGAAAGGCUUUGUGCAAAACGUUUGAUUGUUUGUCUUAAUUCCAAGUUUAAUAUGAUCGGAUGCUUCAUUGAAAGGUUCUGUUGGGUUUAAGUUGUAUGCGGUUCCCUUUGGAACGAUUAGUUUGAUAUUAGAUUUGGUCAGAAGCUGUGAUAUUGACUGACUUGAGUACCUCAGUUGAAUUGUGCAUGGUGCUCAAUUUCACUAUAUACGUCUCACCAAUUUUCAUAUAUAAGUAUUGAACAAAGUGCCACUGUGAACAACGAAAUAAGUUACUGGGUAAAAGUUUCUUGUGAUAAGUCCAGAAUGUAUUAUGAUUUUAUACACUGGUAAAUUUGCUUUACUGUUUACAAAGGCAUUUUUCAUAUUUAACUAUAAUUUUUACCUCCGUUUUCUACUGUGCAAGUUAUGUUUUGAAUGAUGUUUGACAGUGAUAGAAAUUAACUAUUGUUUUUAGUUUGUGGUUAGUUCCUUUAUUUAGAUUGUCAGAAUUGUACAUUAUUAAAGAGUAUUGACAAAGUUCAAAUCAAUUUCUAACUUUACUGUGAAAUGGUUGCAGUAUGCUGGAGAUUUGGAGGAAUUUUCAAUUUGAGUUUGAAGUGCUGUUUUUUUUAUACAACCAACAUUUCUGAAAGCAUUGUAACUAUUAUAAGUCUAACACUAAGCUUUCAAAUCAACUUUGUGUUAAUGUCUUGAAGGUUAUUUUCUUAAGGUUAACUGUUUUAAUAUAAUGGCAGUAAGAUUGAGGUUUGAUGUGAAGAUAUUUCUUUGAAUAGGCCACAAUUCUGUAUAAAUCUAAUCCUAUGUUAAGUGCUCUGCAGUAUUGUUCCAUCCAUCUUUCAGCCUUGCAGACAACCUUUAUUAAAAGAUUUCCUUUAAUAAUAGAGUAUUGGAGACAGUUGGUUAAUUUUUGCACAUUAACUGUUGACUCGUUUAUGCUAAAUCUUCAGUUUGUGUUGCUCCUCUCCUAAUUCAAAUUACUCUAAAUUCUCCCGAUGAAUACAAUAGAUAGAAACCUGCCUUUUCUCUGACACUUCAGUUAUCUCAGUUGGCUGGACACUUGGCUUUCAAUACAAAGUAAUGCUAAUAAUAUGGCUUCAAUUCCUAUAGUGUGUGUGGUCACUGUAAACAUCAGCACCCUUUAUCCGCUGUACUCUGUAUUUGCUAGUCAUUUUUCUUCUGUCCGACUGGUUUAGAUACGCAAGGCUGGAAGCGAUUAUCAAAUUGCAUAAAAGAAUCCUGACCACCUGAAUGUGAUUCAAAAUCGCACUUUAUCCUUGACUGAGUUUAAUUUGAUGCAGUUUAAAACCAGACUGACAAAGAGAACUGAUUACAAGAGAGCUAUUUCAUGUGUUGGGAGCUGGGAGUAUUCUUUUGGACUUAAUGAAUACAGAGACAACAUUCUAUUGCCUAACUUUUGGCAGGACAGGUUACAGAUGCAACACAAAAUCUGGAUCAGAGUUUAACUAUUACUAAUAGUGAGCCAUAAAUCAGCCAUUGGUAUUUGAGCUACAAAUGAAACUGCCUUCGUAUUCUGCCAUUGCACUGGCUAAUUCCAAGGUAAGCUGCUGAUCAGAAUUUUAAACAGUUUAAUAACUUUACUGGGCCCAGUAUCAAGCAGCAAGUCACUUUAGCUGUUUUGCAACAAGUGAGGGACUAACCAUAUCGAAAU